CUGGCUUUUGUUUCCGAUCCGGUGUUCAAGCAAGUUGAGAAACAAAAGGCUUAGAAGCCUGGCUCAAGUCCGGGGCUUGGUGCUGGCACAAGUUGUGGUAGCCAUCGCGGCGUUCGUUGCGAUACCGCCAGAAGUGUUCGACUGCACUUGUUGGUCCCAUCAGCGUGCCAGUUGCCAAGAUGGCGGCCACUUCAGGUAUUGCAAAUCUGUCUACUCUCACCCAGAGGCUCGAGGCAGCGACAUCCCGACUUGAGGACCUCGCGCAAAUUCAUGGAGACCGUCUACUUGGUGGUGCGCUCUGUGCCCUUGGUGUAGCAGGCACAGCCGUUGCUGGAGGAGUGCCACAGCCUCCUCCCUUUCCUCCCUCCGCGCCCACAGCAGAGGAGCUGCCUCCGGCGGUGGAGGCAUGGGAUGAACAGAUUACCCCGGCGCUCUCUGCGUACACCUCACUCAGCUUCCAGCUUGGAGAUCUCAUCGCAGACCAGGCAAAAAGCGUACAAGAAGCGUUUGAAGCGCAACGACACAUUGUUUUGCUUGCUGCAUCAUCAGCUAAGCCUGGCAAUGGCGGCCUGCAGAGCCCGACCUUUGCCAAGAUCGUCGAACCCCUACAAAAAGCGCUGAUGGCUGUGACAGAGAUUCGCGAAAAGAAUAGGGCACAAAAGAAAAUAUUCAACCACCUCAGUGCCGUCUCUGAAGGUAUUCCCGCUGCAGGAUGGGUUGCCAUUGAGCCCAAACCAGCGCCCUUCGUCGGUGAGAUGAAGGACAGCGCACAAUUCUACCUCAAUCGAGUGAUCAAUGACUUCAAGAAUCAAGACAAAACCCAUGUGGAAUGGUGCCGCAGCGUUUCAAAACUACUUCAGACGCUGCAAGACUAUGUCGAAGAUAAGCACACCGUCGGACUAAUGUGGAAUCCAAAGGGAGGAGAUGCUGCAAGCUUUGCAGGAAGACCCCCAGGUACGCCUCCCGCCCCUCCAGCUGCGCCACCGGCACCCGCACCGCCGAGCAUGUUAGCUGGCGGCGGGAUGGAGGCUGUCUUUGGUCAACUGAACCAGGGUGAAGGCAUCACCAAGUCCCUGAAGAAGGUUGAUCCAAGUCAAAUGACCCACAAGAAUCCAUCACUGCGCACAAAGGAUGAGCCGGUAGCUACAUCGCCAAAGUCGAGCGGACCGCCAAAGAUCCCAUCCAAGCCGGAGUCGCUUCGGACAAAAAAGCCUGCGAAGACUCAGCUUGAUGGUACCAAGUGGAUGAUCGAGAACUACGAAGACAAUCGGAGCAUUGUCAUCGAACAGACUGAGAUUAGUCAUACAGUCAACAUCUUCAACUGCAAGAACUCGAUUAUUCAGAUCAAGGGCAAGGUGAAUGCGGUCUCCAUGGUAUCCUGCUCAAAGACAUCUGUUCUCGUAGACUCGCUCGUCUCUUCGCUAUCGGUCACUUCAUCCCCCUCUUUUGUCGUUCAAGUCACUGGCAAGGUUCCAACUGUCCUGAUCGACGCUACCGACAGCGGCCUGUUGUACCUGUCCAAGGAGAGUCUCGACGCUGAGAUCAUCACGGCCAAGUGCUCUGCUAUCAACAUAAGUGUCCCGCUGCAAGGUGGCGAGGACGGCGAAUUUAUCGAGCAUGCGUUGCCAGAGCAGAUGAAGCACACGUUCCAGCAGGACGGCAAAUUCAAGACGGAGAUCAUUGCCCACACCGGCUGAGGCAUCUCCGGAUGAAUGUGGUCCUCUCGGGGACGAGAUCGUAAUGAGAAAGAUGAGCGUGUGAAUUGCAUGCAAGUGACCUGGCAGUUUGAUAACC
Molecule: messenger RNA, 1794 nt
Organism: Tilletiaria anomala UBC 951
Lineage: Eukaryota; Fungi; Basidiomycota; Exobasidiomycetes; Georgefischeriales; Tilletiariaceae
Exons: 4
Coding region: 180-1697 (505 amino acids)
Biological process (GO): regulation of adenylate cyclase activity; cytoskeleton organization
Cellular component (GO): cytoplasm
Molecular function (GO): adenylate cyclase binding; actin binding
Source: RefSeq, a predicted model, not a curated record